Molecule: messenger RNA, 1958 nt
Organism: Centropristis striata (black sea bass)
Lineage: Eukaryota; Metazoa; Chordata; Actinopteri; Perciformes; Serranidae
Gene: lacc1
Product: laccase (multicopper oxidoreductase) domain containing 1
Exons: 6
Coding region: 177-1385 (402 amino acids)
Molecular function (GO): copper ion binding
Source: RefSeq, a predicted model, not a curated record
GGAGUUUCCAGUGUGGGCGGAGCUGCAGGAGCCGGUCUGUAGCAGGAAGUUUCCGUGUUUCUCUCAGCUGUAAACAUGUGAACUGGUCUUUAUAAAGCAGCAGGACUCAGAUUCUGGACUCAGGACUCAGACCUGAGUCAGUGUGUGUGUGUGUGUGUGUGUGGUACCUGUGCGUGAUGACUGAGGCCGUCCUGCUGGACCUGGUCCACGGCUCCGGGUCCGGGUCCCUGCUGGAGCUGGAGGACCGGCAUGUGUUCCUGCUGUGCGGGUCUCGGUCCCGGGACGGAACCGGCUCCUCUGACGCGUAUCUGAGCGCGUGCAGGAGCGUGCACGUGCUGGACUCAGACUCCCUGGCGGAGUGUGUGUACCGACUGAAGCGGACCGUGGACCAGCUCGACCUGAGCUCGGUGCGGGUCCUGACCAGCCCGCGGGGCCGGGACGUGCUGCUCCGGUACCAGGAGCGGCUCUUCACGGCGGUGUACACCUUCAGAUACGUCACCUGGCCCGGCGGCACAGGCCCCGCCCCCUCGGUCUCACCUGGAGGAGGAGAAGAAGAAGGAGACAUCUGCAGGUUCCUGCAGCAGCUUCCGGCCCUGAGGGGGGACAUCUCAGUCCUGACGUCAUCUCUGAUCCCAGCCUGUUUCGGUCACGGCUUCAGCACCCGUGCAGGCGGCGUGUCCUGCAUCCCGACCCUGUCCUCCCUCAACCUGUUCAGCAGCAGUCGGAGGCGGGACCCUGUUGCCGUGGUGAUGGAGAACCGGCGGCGGCUGGCGCUGCACGCCGGCUUCCACCCGCGGCCGCUCCGCCUCGUCAAGGUGAACCACGCCAGUGAUGUUUGGGUUUUAGGUAAAGCCGAGCCGGAGAGUUACGACGCCAUGGUGACCAACCAGAGGGGCGUGGUGCUGGCGGCGCCGGGGGCCGACUGCAUGCCCAUCCUGUUCGCCGACCCGGUUUCAAAAGUCAUCGGCGUCGCCCACUCAGGCUGGAAGGGGACCCUGAUGGGCGUGGCCAUGGCGGUGGUGGGUGCUAUGGUGACGGAGUUCGGCUGCAGGGUGGAGGACAUCGUGGUGGCGGUGGGGCCCUCGGUGGGGCCGUGCUGCUUCACGCUGGAGAGGGAGGCGGCGCUCGGCUUCCACCGCCUGCAGCCCGCCUGCGUCCCCGACCCCGAGGCCGCCAAGCCGCACGUCAACAUCCGCCUCGCCAACAGAGUCCUGCUGCAGCGAGGCGGCGUGCUGCCUGAACACAUCCACGACGACACGCUGACGGAGCACCGCAGCGUCACGCCGUGCACUUCCUGUCACCCCGAACUCUUCUUCUCUCACGUCAGAGACGGACUGAACUUCGGCACGCAGGUCGGCUUCCUGUGGCUCCCAGAGAGCCAAUAAUGGACCCCGUCAAAAUAAAACACUUUUACAUUUACUCAGAGUUCCAGCUGAGUGGCUUUUAUUUUGAAGGACUAAUGAAGAUCAGCAGCUGUUAACGAGGUGUUCAGGAGCCGCAGGAGGCGUGGGAAACACGGGAACUCUCUCUGCCCCGAUCACUGACACAGAUUUUUAUUAUUUUCAAUCAACAGACAUUUAUAAAGUCUGAGCUCCGUUUACUUAUUAAAUGUUUGAACAACCUAAAGAACAAAGAUACAAACUGCUGCAUGUUUUUACAGUAAAUUAAAGUUUAGGAGAAAUCUACAGACAGAAACAGACAAAGUGUUCUACAAUAAUAAAUUAUUAAAAUAAAUAAAUCAUAUAAAAACAUAAAAUGAAAAAACACUGUUUCCUGCUCCAAGUCGGGUUUUAAACAAUUUAAUUGGCUGAAUUUUCUAAUCUUUUCUCUCGUUAAUGCACAAAAAAGUAAAUCUGUUUUUGUUUGACUUGAACUUUCACAAGUUCACAGUUUGUUUUUAUAGAAAAUGUUCAAACAUAUAAAGAUGUUCUAAGUCUCACAGAAUAGUUUAAAGAAUC